AGGGCCUGAGCCCUGAGAGGGCUCCUGCUGUGCACCUGGUGACACAGCGCUGUGCGGCCAGCAGCAUGCUCAACCAGAGCGGUUGAGGCUGUGCUCCCAGGCUUUAAAAGAUGUUGGAAUUCCAAAUAGAGCAAGUUCAGAGAAAGCUUAGGAGCUUCUCCUGAGCACCCACAUUCACUUGGGGAACUGAAACCUGACUCCCCCACCGUGAGUACUGGAUCUACUUCCAACAGCAAAGCACAGUUUAAACAUACCCCGGGCUGCAUAUUCAGCAGAGACAAAGGAUAUUUCUGUGGCCCAAGAGCAAUCUCACCUUGGGGCAAGCCUGGGCACACCUGAACUCACCUCGCCUCACUUUCCAGACCAGGGGGCCUUCAGGAGACAUCUGGUCAGGACCUGGUCUCCUUCCCCGCUGCAGGGACACCUCAAUUUCUUCAUCUAUACAAUGAAAGGAUUUGAAAAAUAACUUAUUUCCAAACUGAGUUGUGGACUGACUACAUCAGAAGGAUCCUGUUCAUUAAAUCAGAAUCUCUAAUGGCAGAUCCAAGAAAUGUGAAUUUUGACAGAACAUUAAAGUCAUUCUGAGAAAAAGCAAAUUUUGAGAAGCAGGAAUUAAUGAAUUUUGAUACUUAAUACUCCUAAAGUAUUAAGAAUAUAGAUUUGCAUGUUUUACAUUUGUGAAUCAUUAAGAACCAUUUUUCACAUCAGAUGUCAGUGGGGCUUCUUUCUCUCUUAAAAACUAUUUUAAAAUAAUAUCAACCCCAUUUGAGACUCUGUGGAAGCCCCCCGGUCUGGGUCCCCUCAGCACGCUCUCCCACUUCCAGCUUUGACAAGGACUUCAUCGUCCGCUAAAUUCUUCAUCUUGAUCUUCAUCUUGUGGCUGCUGCUUCUUUUCUGCUCUGGUGUUGAUCACGGGAGGCUGUGGAUUUCUAUAUGCAAUAUAAUUAGCCACCCAAGUCCCAGGGGCUGAACGUCACCGGAGGCUUUGAGGAGGUGGCCAGGGAGCUUCUGCAGCCCAACACACCCCAGGGUUUACGCAGCAAACCCAUUCUCACAGACCCCAGCACAGGCAAGCGGCCCAGCCCGCUCUCUCUGCUCUCCUUUGUGUUGGUUCCCAGGGGAGACAACACAUGCCCUGCAGGAACCGGGUGGCAGGCAAAAGAGGCAGAAUUUGCAAUGACAGGGAAGUGGAGAUCACAACACUGAGAGAAAUGUGGGGACACAUGAGAGGGCAGAAGAUGGCAAGACACGAAGAAGACCCCUAUGGUUCCGCAGACGACUCCGGGUCCCCGCAGGAGCCCGAGCUGAGGCUCAUCCUGGUGGGCAGGACGGGCGCCGGGAAGAGCGCCACGGGGAACAGCGUCCUGGGCCAGAGGCGCUUCGCGUCCAGGCUGGCAGCCACGUCGGUGACCAGGGCCUGCGCCGCGGCCAGCCGCAGCUGGGCCAGGUGGCGCGUGCGCGUCGUCGACACCCCCGACCUCUUCGGCCCCGACGUGCACCACGCGGACCCCGCGUGCGUCCAGAGGGCGCGCUGCUACCUGCUGUCGGCGCCCGGGCCGCACGCGCUGCUGCUGGUCACCCCGCUGGGCCGCUUCACCGCCCAGGACCAGCAGGCGCUGCGCGAGGUGAAGGAGCUGUUCGGCCCGGGCGUGGUGGCGCGAGUCGUCCUCGUCUUCACCCGCACGGAGGACCUGGCCGGCGGCUCGGUGCACGACUACGUGCGCUGCACGGAGAACCGGGCCCUGCGGGAGCUGGUGGCCGAGUGCGAGGGCCGAGUCUGCGCCCUGGACAACCGCGCCACGGGCAGUGAGCGCGAGGCGCAGGUGGAGCAGCUGCUGGGCCUGGUGGAGGACCUGGUGCGCCGGCAGCGGGGCGCGCACUACACCAACGAGGAGUACCGCCUGGCGCAGGCGCUGCAGGCCGCCGACCCCGAGGAGAGGCUCCGCAGGGUGGCGGAGAAGCUGGCGGGCCGCCUGCGGAGACCCCGCGGGAUGCGGCUGCUGGCGGGGCUGUGGGCGUGGCGCAAGUCCCAGGGGACCUACUGGAGCCUGGGCCUGGCCCUCCUGCUGGGGGGCGCCGUCCUGGUCUAUGUGCUGCUCUGGAGUCGUCUUGGUGACCCGAGUGACAGAGAUCUCAAGUCUCCCCGCGGGUCCCGGGCUGUGGACCAGGAGCGGUGCGUCCUCCUGGAGAUCCUGCGGCCGGGAGAUCUGUCCGCUCAGCCCCGGCUGCUCCUGACGCGUUGGCCCAGCGUCCCGCGGCGCGCGGCAGGUGGCCGGGCCCUGCGGUCAUCCGCUUUCCUGAGAGGGACCCCGCACUGGCUGACCGCCGCCCCCGGUGAGAAACUCCUGGGGGACUCUAGGCUUCUCCAGGCUCCUUUACAAGUGGAGAAAAGAAUGGAAGAGUUUCAGAAAAGCAGAUAUGGGACUAUGAAUGAAGGUGGAGUAGAAGAGCUCUGGUUUGUAACAUCGGCCUCACUGAGGAUCCUCCUGGUGGGCAGAACAGGCAGCGGGAAAAGCGCCACGGGAAACAGCAUCCUCUGCCGGCCAGCCUUCGAGUCCAGGCUGGCCACCCGGCCGGUGACCAGGACCUGCCAGGGGGAGAUGGGCAGGUGGAAUGGGAGGGACAUCCUGGUGGUCGACACGCCCUCCAUCUUCGAGGCGGAGGCCCACAGCCAGGAGACCUACAAGAACAUCGCCGACUGCUACCAGCUGUCUGUCCCCGGGCCCCACGUGCUGCUCCUGGUCACCCAGCUGGGGCGCUUCACGGCCCAGGACGCCGUGGCGGCGAGGAGGGUGAAGGAGGUGUUCGGGGCCGAGGCCAUGGAGCACACGGUCGUGCUCUUCACCCACGGGGAAGACCUGGGGGACGAGUCCUUGGACCAGUACGCGGCCGGCACGGACAACCCGGGCCUGCGCCGGCUGCUGGCCGAGUGCGGCUGGAGGUACUGCGCCUUCGACAACCGCGCGGCGGGCGAGCAGCAGCGCGGGCAGCUGGCCGGGCUCAUGGCGGUGGUGGAGCGGCUGCAGCGCGAGCGCCAGGGCUGCUUCCUCAGCAACGAGCUCUUCUUCCAGGCGCAGGGGCUGAGGCCGGGCGCGGGCGCCGCGGGCCGGGACGCCUACGGGCUCUACCUGGCCAAGGUGCGGGCGCACGUGCACAGGCAGAAGCAGGCGCUGCGGCGGGACGAGCGGCGCCGCCAGGUCCGGGCGCUCCUCGCAGGCCGGGGCUGCACGCUUCCUCACUGUGUGCUGUCUGCCCUUGUGAUCCUGUGCGCUUUGCUUGUCCUUGCCAUUUUAAUGAGCUUUUGUUUUAAUCACAAGAACUGAGCAUUUUCUCGGGGUUUUCCCUCAGUGACCGGCAUGGUGUGCCUUUUCGUGCAGAUGAUAAUGCUGGAGGACAGACAGAUGCAAAUGGUGGGAACAGGAGAUAAGAGAAUGAUUCUAUUAAAUGGGCCUCCUGUGCUGACACCCACGUGCUUUUCCAAGAAGCAAUUUACCUGAAGUCCUGCCUGACCUAGGUAGACAGACUUUGUCACAUUCCUCAGCAAACUACCUGCCAUCUGCAGCAAAAAUGCAGGCCUGAAAUAAUGUCCAUAAGAGGAACCCACGUUACCCUGAAGCGGGAGACUUUUGUGAUCUCUUUCACAGACCAGAUCCCAAAACUCGGGGAGAUAAGGAUAAUUGCUCUGAACCACAGAAUCUGUGAGAAUUUAUAGUUAAAAAUCCAAUUAGAACCAGUCAGCCUGGGCCAAGUUGACCCAAAGCUUGGGGACUUGAAAGUCUGACUUCAUCCUGCUGACAAGAGUGAAGAGGUGGACCUGGAUGGGACUCUGGAAACUUCUCUGGGAUCUCAAUAAACUAGAGUGCAGGAGAGGCAUGUUGUCCCUCUCCUCUCCAAGAGGAUCUACUCUCUCCCUUGAGAGUGUCCCUUUUCCCUUUUCCUUUCCCUUCAAUAAACUCAUGCCUGUUACUCUGAGUGACAUGUCUGAAAUCUUUCCGACUUGUUCACAAGAAUCAGGGUUCCAAGGGAGGUCUUUGUACUGCUUCAGUUUCCCAGAAGCCUCAACAGUUUUAAGUA
Sciurus carolinensis (gray squirrel) is the source of this 4074-nucleotide messenger RNA. It is a transcript of the gene Gimap1, whose product is annotated as GTPase, IMAP family member 1. Gene Ontology annotation, molecular function: GTP binding. Gene Ontology annotation, cellular component: endoplasmic reticulum. The transcript has 7 exons. Lineage: Eukaryota; Metazoa; Chordata; Mammalia; Rodentia; Sciuridae. The record is from RefSeq and is a predicted model, not a curated record. Bases 1131 to 3323 code for a protein of 730 amino acids.